Molecule: messenger RNA, 1964 nt
Organism: Daphnia pulicaria
Lineage: Eukaryota; Metazoa; Arthropoda; Branchiopoda; Diplostraca; Daphniidae
Exons: 2
Coding region: 547-1737 (396 amino acids)
Biological process (GO): adenylate cyclase-activating G protein-coupled receptor signaling pathway; G protein-coupled adenosine receptor signaling pathway
Cellular component (GO): membrane
Molecular function (GO): G protein-coupled receptor activity
Source: RefSeq, a predicted model, not a curated record
AACAUUGACAAGCCAAGUUUUUCAUUACAUCUCCACUCAAAAGCCAUCAGCAUUACUUCUUAACUAAAAUUGUGAUGUUACUUGAGUUCUUCGUUAAACUGUAUGAUAUCACUCAAAUUAGAUGAUAGUGGACACAUUCAAUUACGGAAUAUUUAUGAAAUGGAGUGGGCUACGCAUCUCGGCUUAUUGCGUUUACUAGGAAAUUGCGCGAUCCGUGUUCUUGGUACAAUUUCAUUAGAUUUGGCGUCUGAGGUGACGUGUGUGAUAUAGGAUUUUAUUUGAACCAGCAAAGAUUAUAGUUACGUUUUGCUGAGCUGCAAAAGAGUAGUUUUGCUAGUUAAACUUGUAAUCAAUGCUCUAAUAACCAUAUAUAUGUGAUUUUAAAUGAUUUGAUCAUUAGGUAUGUAUGAUUUGUUCGGAUGCUGCGGCCAUACUGCGGCGCAUGCGAGGACACUCCAUCCGCAUACCGUAUAGUCCCAUUCUGAAAUAUGUUGAAGGCGUGAAUGUAGAAAAUUUAGUCGCUGCUCAGACUUGGUUAACAGCAGAAUGGAUGACGCGACAUCCGCGCAAAAUGUGACACUGUCGCACUGGGAAAUCCUGAUGGAUUUCCCCAUUUUGUCGCAGGGGUUCACUUUCUCUCAAAGAAUAUUCCAGUCGUCGCUCAUCAUUAUCGGAUUGUUGUUGAACGGCGUCGUUCUUCUGGUCGUCAGCCUGUCCCGGCAACUUCGAUACCCUCGCCACAGCUUCUGGGCUGCCAUUUCUUUCUUCGAAUGCAUCUUUCUGAUUCAGUGUGCACUCGAGAUGAUCGUCGUCAUCAAUCAGGAUCGCUUGGCCUGCCAACCUUUCGUCGUACUGGCUUCCGUCGACUAUUCCGUCCUGUUGAUCUACCACUCGAUGGCCACCCUGGAUCGCUACUUGGCCAUCGCCCGCUACGAGUGGUACAAGGAAAGCGUCACCAAUUGCGGAGUUCUUGUGUUGAUCGCGUUAGCUUCUUUCCUGACAUUCGUAAUUACUACCAUUCCGUUUUGGACGGGAUACUUGUCCGUUUACACUUGCACCCUCCAUUUGGCUCAUUUGCAUUGGGUCUUGGCUUGGGAUUUGUUCCUGGGCAUCGUUUGCGUCAUCCUUCACUUGAAAAUCUUCGUCAAAUCAAAGAGCCUCAUUCAACACUAUAUGCCAAACUAUCGCCAGGAAUCCGUCACAGUCAAAUUUGUCAAUCACUCGUCUAACCGACAGUCCAGCGCCAAUUAUGGACGAGGAGAAGAAACGUCAGCACCAGCAGGAGCUGAGAGAGUCGUCAUCACAUUUCCUGAGAAUCCUCCCGUUACUUUUAAUGAAAACGCGAUUCGGCCAUGUUUCGGAGAUGCUCAAAUGACUUCGUACAUCGACCAGCUCGACGCCGAGUGUUUUCCUUGGAUGCCAAUGCGCUCGAAAGUCAAUCGACUUGAAGUCCGAGCCGCUCUCAACAUGUCCGUCAACAUUUUGCCGUUUUGGCUGUGCACUUUUCCCGUGUCAUGUAACGUCAUGACCCUCUACUGGUGUGUCCGGCUCGAAUCCGACUGCGCGUACACGGCUAUCAAUAUCCACGGUCAUUUGUGGAACUUGUUCAUGCUCCACAGCAUCUAUAAUCCGAUCAUGUACAUGUCAACCAGCUCCGAAUUCCGUCGAGCGGUCAUUCACAUUCUAAGGAAACUAAUGAAGGUAUUGCAUAUUGGGAUUCAAACAAACGCGAAUUAAACCUGUAGGCUUACUUUUAGUAGUCCAUUUUUUUUUUUUAAUUUCCCCUGAGUCAUUGCUCAUGGCUAUAUUGAUUUGUGCAUUUUACAAAUUCCCAUCUGUAAAAAAAAAAAAGAUCAGCAACAGACAAUGUUCAGUCUUUUCGUUUACCGGUUUCAUCAUUCUCCUGUGUAUAUUAUAUUCGUUUGCGUUCCAGGAAUACAAAUAAUUCCGUUUCUUUCGCUGUA